UGUAGGUACGAGUACUGUAUAUCCACAGGGAAGCACAAGCGACAAGACAACAGUAUUCUGGCGUAGUCAGCUUUGAUCAAGAGCCACAAUAACCACAUGGGUUGCUUACCUUGUGCGUUUUGGCGAAAGUAAUAAAUCCUGCUGUGAUCAGUUUAUGCACAGUGAUCAUUUUUGUUUGUUGAUCGCAGCAAUCAUAAAAAAAGCAUCGACGUUAGUCUAGAAGCCUGGAAGAUACUUUAAUUUGCCCGUCGUACCAAUCCAGGCUGGUGCAUCCAUAAUUGGUAAUCGCAAUGAAAACGCUAACGACCGCAGAACUUCAGGAAAUUUUGCCAUGGUUGAAAUCUCAGUUUCCUCGAAGCUUACCGGUGUACCAUAUGGCACAGAACAACCUGCGAAACCAUUAUCCAUACCAUUUCUUCUGGCCAGGAAUGGAGUUCCUUGUUGACCGAUUUCCCCAACCAACUGUCUGUAUAUGCCGGCCACAUUCGUCGACGAUCAAACAGUCUUAUGUGUCAAUGCUCAACGGUCAACAUAUCUUCCUUUACGCAGCCAACCCCACAGCUUUCCAGUGCAUUUGGCUGAAAAACUAUUCUGACUUGGUGCACUUGGAAGAAAGCGUAACCUUUACAGACAUCGAUGCCGAUUUAGCAAAUGUUCUUCUGGAUACAAGUGAACGCUUUACACAUGUACCCGGCACCGAAGGAUUUCCAAACGGAGAACGCUGUUUCCACUUUGACUUGACAACAUGGAAUACCGAGUUAGCAAGAAUUCAACUUCCCAGUCAUGUUCGUCUGGGAGAACUCCACACCGGAUAUGUGGACCAGAUCGUAGCCAACUGCGCCAACGCGUACGGGCAACCACAGAACAGAAGAGCGUUUAUCGAGUAUCUUCUCACACACCAUUUCCCCAGUGCAGCCAUCUUUGACGCCAAGCGCAGUACACCCAACACGCCCAUCGCGUACUGCAUGUACUGGCCUCAAGGGGUCGUCGGACAUGUGUACAUCAAUCACGAUUACCGUCAACAAGGUCUUUUCAAAGUACUACUUGCCCAUUUGUUAGGGCGUCUGUGGUGCACGAGAGUGGUCUCCGUCUGGAUGGAGACGAUGAAUUUAGAUAUUCCUAAUCAAAUUGAAGAUCUCCGUAAUCUGGGAGGCCGAGAGUUCAAGCACCACAACAAGUGCUGGGUGGCUUAUUCACCAAAUACUCCUGCGAAUCCUAAGCUUCAGGAAAAAGGCAGGUCUGACUUUAAGACCGAUGCGGGGCAUGAGAAGUCACGCAAAGCUGGUGGAAGUAGCGAGGGAAGACGUGGUCGCAACUCGGUUAGUGUCGAUGCGAAAAGAGAGAAGCCGGUUCCGAGAGGAAGCGGAAGGAGAGAAUCACUUCAGCGGGAAUACGAACGAGAAGGUGAUCCGUCAGUUGACUGUUAAUGGAUCGAGCGAGGACGACGAUACUCGUCACUCGCAUCUGGCAGAAUGCAGAUGCGAGGAGUAGCUUAUCACCUUUUUAUAGUAAAGAGCAGUCUGUUAACCGUUUUUUAAUUAAAUAUUUUGCAGUUUACACUUGCAUUUAACGUUGUUCUUGGACCGCAUUAUCUGGUGAUAAUAGCAAGAAGCCAUCUUUCUGUAACGUCUGAUGUCGCCCGCUUGUCUUGAGUAGAGCUGCUAACCAUAUUUUCCAUAAAUACCGCGUA
Messenger RNA from Paramacrobiotus metropolitanus, 1690 nucleotides. RefSeq lists its product as uncharacterized. The transcript is spliced from 4 exons. Lineage: Eukaryota; Metazoa; Tardigrada; Eutardigrada; Parachela; Macrobiotidae. The coding region runs from base 291 to 1427 and encodes 378 amino acids. The record is from RefSeq and is a predicted model, not a curated record.